This is a messenger RNA of Acanthopagrus latus (yellowfin seabream), 2073 nucleotides long. RefSeq names its product trans-2,3-enoyl-CoA reductase a (gene tecra). Gene Ontology annotation, molecular function: oxidoreductase activity, acting on the CH-CH group of donors. The transcript has 12 exons. Lineage: Eukaryota; Metazoa; Chordata; Actinopteri; Spariformes; Sparidae. Gene Ontology annotation, biological process: very long-chain fatty acid biosynthetic process. The record is from RefSeq and is a predicted model, not a curated record. The coding region runs from base 379 to 1407 and encodes 342 amino acids.
ACACACACACACACACACACACACACACACACACACACACAACAAUGUUCAUUAGUUGACCAAAGCAGUGACGUCUCACUUGAGCCACUUAUCUCAUCAGAGCACUUAAAACUGCGAGUAGCAUUGCAGACUUACAACGUCACCUUCGCUCUGGCAGACAGGACAUGAAUCAGUGCUAAUGUUAGCCGCUAGCUGUGAGGUGGUGGGCUAUUCGGAGAGUCCAAAAGACACCAAAGACGACAGCCUUGAGUUGCACUGACAGUUGUGUGGAGCGUGAGCAGGGUGGUCGUUUUCCAUACCAGCAGAGGACGACCGGCGUCACUGGACAUAUCACAGAUUAUUUCACCGAGCUGCUGAGGGUUGGGAUCAAACAGUACCAUGGAUGUACUCGCCUUAGAGGCAAAGAGCGUGAAUGGACCUGAAGCUGAUAAGAAGUCUGCACCGAGGCCAAAACCAAAACCUCCCAAAAAGGCCAAAAGGAUUGUUUACUUUGAGGUGGAGAUCGUGGAUUUGAAGACCAAGGAGAAACUGCUGCUGCUGGACAAGGUGGAGCCAACUGCUACUGUCUUGGAUAUUAAAGCUUUGUUUCAAAAAUCAUAUCCGAAGUGGUAUCCAGCCAGACAGUCCCUUCGUUUGGAUCCAAAGGCCAAGAGUCUCAAGGAUGAGGAAGUUCUGCAGACACUUCCUGUGGGAACCACGGCCAGCUUUUACUUCAGUGACCUCGGACCUCAGCUCACAUGGGCAACGGUGUUCCUGGCAGAGUGUGCUGGCCCUCUGAUCAUCUACUUAAUGUUCUACUUCCGCCUGCCCUUCAUCUACUCUCCGAAAUAUGACUUCACCACCAGCAAGCACUGGGUCGUACACUUGGCCUGCAUGUGUCACUCCUUCCACUACAUCAAGAGGAUUCUGGAGACAAUGUUCGUCCAUCGUAUCUCCCACGGCACCAUGCCUCUCAGAAACAUAUUUAAGAACUGUGGUUAUUACUGGUGCACUGCAGCCUGGAUGGCGUACUACAUCAACCAUCCUCUCUACACCACGCCCUAUUACGGGCAACAGCAGGUGAACACAGGACUUUACGUUUUCUUGUUCUGUCAAGUAGGGAAUUUUUCCAUCCACGUUGCUCUUCGUAACCUAAAACUACCAGGUUCAAAAGCAAAGAAGAUUCCUUACCCAACGAAAAAUCCCUUCACGUGGAUUUUUUGGCUGGUCUCUUGUCCGAACUACACAUAUGAGCUGGGCUCCUGGAUCGGCUUCACAGUGAUGACCCAGUGUGUGCCUGUGGCUUUUUUCACCGUCGUGGCCUUCAUCCAGAUGACUGUGUGGGCCAAAGGCAAACACCGCAGCUACUUAAAGGAGUUCAGAGAUUAUCCGCCUCUGCGCUCCUCCAUACUUCCCUUCAUCCUGUAGAGCCUUGGCAAAGAAAUCCAUCCAUCCGCUCACUGAUCGGGCUCCUAUCCGGGGGCCUCUAUCCAGUGUGUGCCGGGGUUAACAGCUCGGAUGGAUUCUGGUCAUAUGGACUCCAUGUAACAUUUUCUCACAUGUCACUUCAUAACGAGGAGUUACUCUGAGUGUUGGACUGGUGAAUGCAGAACUGUUACAGGCAAAGAAAGACUUCAGAGUUAAAUACAGCAAAGUCUUAAUUUAAUGUUGAGCUUGAAGAGCAAGAGGAUGACCUUUUUUUGCUACUUUGGUAAGUUGUAACUUGGUUGAUAGAGAGUGCUGUUAAGUUAUAUUAAAAAAUUAUUAUUAUUAUUUUGAUAGCCUGAAAUGGUAAAGGAAGUCUCCCACAGAGUCGAGAAACCAAGAGGCUGAUCUCAGAUAUCAGAUUAGUGUGCAGCCUGGAGCUGACAACUUUGUGGCCUCAUGCAAUAUUCAGCUGUCCUGACUGAUCGACGAGACCUUUACACAAUAGCAGUGUUAGUUGUACCCGGACUAGAAAUUCAAUGCAGAUUCUCAAGUUGUCCACCAUGGGUGAUUUACAGUCUUUUUCUUUUUGUCUGCUCAAGAAUCUGAUUUAGGAAAAAAAAAAAAGUAAACAAUGUGAUCAUUUUUGACAUGAACUCGAUUAAAAAC